Molecule: messenger RNA, 4234 nt
Organism: Durio zibethinus
Lineage: Eukaryota; Viridiplantae; Streptophyta; Magnoliopsida; Malvales; Malvaceae
Gene: FRS3
Product: FAR1-related sequence 3
Biological process (GO): regulation of DNA-templated transcription
Molecular function (GO): zinc ion binding
Source: RefSeq, a predicted model, not a curated record
UAAAAAAUAUAGUUUAUGUUUUAUUGUUUUACUUGAGGUCCGAGGAUGAUGUCAAAAGAAAUCAUCAAACUAAAUAUAGUAAUAUCAGUAAGAAAACUUGUUUUUAGUUUUUACCACAAACCGGGUAGGAAUGAUCCGAAAAGGUUGGUCUCGGGUCGAAAACUACGGGUUUUUUGUUCUCUCUCAUCAUCUUGGAGGUGCGUUUAGCAUGUGCUUAACAAUACAAUUUAGGGGGUUGUCUUUGCAAAUUUGAAAAGUUUAAACAGUCAGAGUUUAGGGUUUCUCACUUUCUCAAGAAAAAAAAUUAAAAAAGUAAAAGAUUUUCACUCUCAAACAAACGAUCAAUCUCUUAUAGUCCCACUCCAAACUCCAAAGACUCCUAUUUUCCUUAAAAUUCCUGAGCUUUAUUCUCCUUUUCAACUCACAGUUUGUCUUUCAAUUUUUUCAAGAUUUACAUUCGCAGAAAACAAGUGAAGCUCGCUUCAAAAAGAAUAGAAUAUACCAAAAUACUAAAACAUAAUUUGCUCACAAAGUAAGGCACUUUAAUGAAAUAGUACUGUGAGUGGAUUAGUAUGGAUGUCCAUGUUAUUGAUUCAGAAGACUGUAUGAGCCCUCAUGGAAUGUCAGAUGAUGGGGAUGCUGAACCCAUUGAAGGUGGAGAAGCAAAUCAUGUAGAGAAUUCCUUAGCCCAUGAUGAGGAUGGGAUUUCUGAGCCAUAUGUGGGCAUGGAAUUCGAUUCUGAAGAUGCUGCUAAAACUUACUAUGAUGAGUAUGCUAGACGUAUGGGAUUUAGCUCCAAAGCUGGUCAUAUUUCUUCACAGAAUAAAACUGAUGGGACAAUAGUUGCUAGGGAGUUUGUCUGUGGCAGAGAGGGUUUGAAAAGAAGGUCUGCUGACAGUUGCAAUGCAAUGCUUAGAAUAGAGUUAAAGGGAGAUAAGUGGAUUGUUACAAAGUUUAUUAAGGAGCAUAGCCAUUCAGUGAUGAGUCCUAGCAAAGUGCAUUACCUUCGUCCCCGUAGGCACUUUGCGGGUGCUGCAAAAACCAUGGCUGAUGGUUAUCAAGGAGUGGGAAUUGUACCAAGUGGUGUGAUGUAUGUUUCUAUGGAUGGAAAUCGUGUCUCCAUGGAUGCAAAUAAUCGUGGCGUUAGGAACACUCCUCCAGUAGAAUCAAAUCGCUCUUUUAAGAAUGUUGGGGCACUGAAUUAUGCUGUUAGGCCAGUUAACAGAAAAGGAACACUGGGAAGGGAUGCUCAAAAUCUUCUUGAUUAUUUCAAGAAAAUGCAGGCUGAGAACCCUGGUUUCUUUUAUGCAAUACAGCUGGAUGAUGAUAAUCGCAUGGCUAAUGUGUUUUGGGCUGAUGCAAGGUCAAGGAUAGCCUACAUGCAUUUUGGUGAUGCUGUGAAACUGGAUACGAGUUACAGAGUAAAUCAGUAUAGGGUGCCGUUUGCUCCAUUUUCAGGGCUGAACCAUCAUGGUCAGACAAUUUUGUUUGGUUGUGCAUUGCUACUAGAUGAUUCAGAGGCUUCUUUUGUUUGGCUUUUCAAAACAUUUCUUACUGCAAUGAACGAUUGCCAACCUGUCUCUUUAAUCACUGAUCAAGACAGAGUUAUACAGACAGCAGUGUCUCAGGUGUUUCCGGGUGUUCGACACUGUAUUAAUAAGUGGCAUGUUUUAAGAGAAGGCCCAGAGAAGUUGGCUCAUGUUUGUCAUGUGCAUCCUAACUUUCAGGUGGAACUGUAUAAUUGCAUUAAUUUGACUGAAACUAUUGAGGAGUUUGAAUUGUCUUGGAGUUCCCUUCUUGAAAAGUAUAAUCUUAGUGCACAUGAUUGGCUUCAGUCAUUAUAUAGUGCUCGAGCUCAAUGGGUCCCUGCCUACUUUCGGGAUUCCUUUUUUGCUGUAAUAUCUCCCAAUCAAGGAUUUGAUGGCUCUUUUUUUGAUGGUUAUGUGAAUCAACAGACCACUAUACCUAUGUUCUUUAGACAGUAUGAACGAGCAAUAGAGAAUUGGUUUGAGAGGGAGAUUGAAGCUGAUUUUGACACAACUUGCACCACACCAGUCUUGCGGACACCAUCACCUAUGGAGAAACAGGCAGCUAAUCUAUAUACACGGAAAAUAUUUACAAAAUUUCAAGAAGAACUAGUUGAAACUUUUGUUUACACUGCUAAUAGAAUUGAAGGGGAUGGAGCUAUCAGCACAUUCAGAGUCGCAAAAUUUGAGGAUGACAACAAAGAGUACAUAGUUACAUUGAACUACCCUGAAAUGAGAGCUAAUUGUAGUUGUCAAAUGUUUGAGUAUUCAGGCAUCCUCUGUAAACAUGUUUUGACAGUCUUCACUGUCACAAACGUACUCACACUACCUUCUCAUUACAUCUUGAAACGGUGGACACAAAAUGCAAAGUCUGGGGUUGGAACAGAUGAACGUGGUGGUGAAUUGCAUGGCCAGUUGUCCCUGACAGCACGGUAUAAUAGUUUAUGUCAAGAAGCAAUCAAAUAUGCAGAAGAUGGGGCUAUAGCUACAGAGACUUAUAAUGUUGCAAUGGGUGCUCUUAAGGAAGGUGAGAAGAAGGUUUCUGUUGUAAAGAAAAAUGUAUCAAAAGUUGCACCUCCUAGCUCACAGGCCAGUAGUGCUGCCUAUGAUGACAAGAAGAGCUCAAUGUCAGCUUCAGAUACAGCCCCUUUGCUAUGGCCACAGCAAGAUGAAAUUACACGACGGUUCAAUCUUAAUGACACUAGUGCUUUGGCUCAAUCUGUCUCAGAUUUGAAUCUGCCACGAAUGGCACCUGUUUCUGUUCAUCGGGAUGAUGGUCAUCCUGAUAACAUGCCGCUUCUUCCUUGUUUGAAAUCAAUGACUUGGGUAAUGGAGAAUAAGAAUUCAACACCUGGAAAUAGAGUGGCUGUCAUUAAUUUAAAGUUGCAAGAUUAUAGCAAGAAUUCAUCAGCUGAAACGGAGGUUAAGUUUCAGCUCUCAAGGGUUACGUUAGAACCCAUGCUGAGGUCUAUGGCUUAUAUCAGUGAACAGCUCUCUACCCCGGCUAACAGGGUCGCCGUCAUCAAUUUGAAGCUUCAAGAUGCCGAGACUACUACAGGAGAGUCAGAGGUUAAAUUCCAGGUGUCCAGGGAUACAUUAGGUGCAAUGUUAAGAUCAAUGGCCUACAUUCGGGAGCAGCUUUCAAAUGCUACUGAACCACAAGCGGAGCCUUUAUCAAAGAAGCAUAGGAAAUGAAGGCAUUGAAGUUGGGAUGAGUAGCCUAUCUCCAUCGGUGGCAUACCAUCUUUUAUGGUCAAGAAUAGCAUAGCAAGAUGAUGGGGAUGCUCCUACUUGUGGUAUGUGUGUUGAAUAGAUUUUUUUUACCCUAUCUCUUCCUCUGUAAUUUUUUGCGUUGUGUAUUAUAUAUGUACAUGUAAAAAAGUGAAUUCAAUCAUAAUGUUUAAUCUGACUUACACAUUUGAGAAAAAUAUAUCAUUCCUGUAAUGAUUAGGCUUUUAUGCAUUUUGUGGCAUGGCUCAUCUCUUGGGGGUGGGCAUCAGUUUGGUUGAGUGUCUAUUUGGGAUUUUCUAAACGGUAAAAUUCAGCAGCUAAAUCAGAGUCAUGAAUUUAUCUCAACUUGAAGGCUACAAGGCAAGUAAUUAGAAGAAAUAUGAAACGAAUUAUAAAGCCGAAAUUUAGUGAUUAACUCUGCUAUCACAAGCAAGAUUAUCAUCCGCUUAGACACGGCCAAUAAAGAUACCGGACCAGUGAUACUUGUUAACUUAUGCCUCACAGUCAGAACAGAGCACCCGGUUUUAUGGUAACGGGGAGAGCAAGUGAAAUAGGGAGAAUGUACCGAACGCACAUUUAUGCAAACAAAACCAACAAAAAGAGCAUUGAUGUUAAAAGUAACUCUUAAACUAUAAUUAAAUACUCUAUGUAAUAUUUGUAAAUUUUCUAAUAAAAUCUAUUAGUUAAUGUAAUGUGUACUUUUAAUAUGACGAACUUCAAAUUAUGAUAUAGCAAACAAACAAUCUUUUAAAAAUCACAUUAAUUAAAAAAAUUAAUAAUUCAAAUAUUACAUUAAAAACUUUUAAGCAAUCCAUAAUACUACAUGCCAAUCCCUUCCAAGCAAAUCCCUUGUGAAAAUUGCUCUGACGAAAACAUAGAAACGACGCAGAUAAAAUGCAGAAAACAAUUUGAUCAAUUUGCUAAGUUCCCUGCGUAUUCUGUUAAAGAUUAUAUAAAAAACAAAUAAAAAUUUAAAA